UCAAAUGCGACAGCCUGUGACAAUCCGUAAUCACUAAUAAUCAUUACCAUCAGUAAUUAGUGGAAUUAAAGGCUGAAGUCUGGGCCACGUUUUUUCCAAAGGCCCCACACACAGUAGCCUACUAAAGACCGAAGGGUGUUGCAUGGAUAUAAUUCGGAAUUUAAUAGGACCUCUAUGGCUUCAUGAAUGAAGUGUCUCUGAUGUCACGUUGUUUACCUCUGCGUCGGAGUGACACGCCUUCCAUUCCAGGCAUAUAAACCUCAGGAAUUCAGGCACUCCAGCAGACUUGGAAAUUGAUCCAAAGCUACUUUUCAGGAUGACAGUGAUUAUUCUACUCCUGCUGGUACUUGCGUUGACAUUUUCUGAAGCGGAGGACAAUGAGCUGUUCUCCGUGAUCAGCACCCCCCCUGAGAAGGGCCAGAGUGUUUUACCUGGCCAGAACCAGAGCACGAGGCUAGGGGUCAAAGACCGCUCUCUCCCCAUCAACGAGCUCCUGGAAAAGGGCAGCAAAGUCGGGGACUCCAAGUACGUCCUCCACCCCCUUCCUUCGGGGGUCUGGCCCAAGGACAGUGACCCUCGCCCCGGCCUACACAACAAGAGCAAGAAGGGCCCUAAAAAUGACCGCCUGAUUGAGCACAACAGCGAGAAAAAGCGCGGCGAGGCGAGUCUAGUGCUUCCCAAAAUGCCACUGACCGCUGCCACCAACCGCACACAGAAAAUAAACGUGGACCCUCACCAGGACCCCCACACCAACUUCAACAACCCCCCACAGAGUGACCCGGACAGUCACCCCAACUCCAGACCCAGGGGCCAACCUCACUCGGCCCCCUCCCCUCGCAGGGACCCCUCAACCAGAAAGCUGGACCCGGAGGAGAACCGCCCUGGGGGGAGUUCCAGUCUGUACCAGUCCGGCGGCGCCACCCGGAAUAACAGCCGCUCAUCUGUGCUCCUCAACCGUCGCUCCUCCAGCCUGCUCUACCAUUUCGACAUUCUGAAACGAGAGUCUGACUUCCCUCACGAGGCCGUCUGCAUGAGUGAGUGCAGGAAGGAGAAGGAGGAGAGAGAGCACUACUGCUACAGUGAAUUUGCCGUCAAUGGGGUCGUUCACGACAUAGACGUGGUGCGUAAGGGGAUUAGACUCCUCACACUGAUGGUGAGCAGCGAUGGCUUCUACAAGAUGGGCCGCCUCUACGUCACUCCAGACAGCUUCUUUCUCAAAGUGCGUCUCCUUGUCCUGGACACCUACAAAUGUAGCAAGCCUUGUCCUGACAUCAAACUAGGUAGCCGGUACAUUAUAAUGGGUCAGAUCUACCACCGGAGGCGCCACCUGCCCAACGACCUCCUGGCCCUGCUGGGGGGAAAACUGAAGCCAGGGGACGGCCUCCUGCGUAGCAACAACUACGUCAAGCGCUUCAACAAGAGGAGACACCAGAAAGCCCUGGAGGCCACCCGCUCCAAGUGUAGGUAAAACCAAAACAGACUUUCCCCCUGCAGUGGCGGAAAAGACAUUGCAGUCGUCAACAUGAAGUGACUGUGACCUAUAACCCCUACAGCAUUUCAGCAGAGACGUAGAUGGACGAGGCCAAUAUGUUUGUUUUUUUCCGGCAUGGACCUCCUGCACUUGUCUGUGUCAUAAUCCAGGUUGAGUGGUAAUGUUUUUGCUUGUCUGUCUGUACAGUCUUUACCUUGAGGCUUUGCGUCCUCCUUGAUAGAAGACACAAGUGGAGUCUAUAUCAAAGGUCCUCGUCUUUCAACCUCUGCUUGAACUAUUGCCCCAUCAGAUUUCCUAAAUGGAUUUUUAUUUUCUUUAGUUUUCAAACGUUUAUUUAACUAGGCAAGUCAGUUAGAACAAAUGAUUAUUUACAAUGACUGCCUACACGGGCCAAACACAGACGACACUUAUUAUUGUGAAUGAGCAUCGAGUUGGCUAGAGGGCACACUUAACAAAGAUAAAAAGAUGAGCUCUCUAGUAUUUCUCUACUCUAGUCAUUUAUUAAGAUGUCAUAGUACUGAAAAUGAUAAUUUAUUCAUGCCUGGUACUUGAAUCGGUCAGAUCAGUGCCUCUCAAAUUGGUUUAUUUUACGAUUGAAAAAUUAUACCAGUGAACCCAGAGUUCUGGUUCAAUGGAAUAAUUCAGGUAGAGGACAUUUUCAUUGGCUAAUCCGAUGUAAAACAACUUUUCAUCAGAAUGUUUUAGUUGUCCCGUAUCAACACUUGAAGAUGGUGUCUGAGCAUGUGAAUGAAGCCCAUAUUUACCCUGAGUGAGGAAGACUUCCGACUCCAGCCCCACUAUUCACACGAACACACAUCUUCAAUUUGGCUUGUUCCAAGUUAUCCUAGUCAUCCAUGGGAAAGACGAUCUGUUCAGAUCUAGAUCUAAUCACACUGGUGAUUCUCCAAUGGCAAGUGUCCAAUCACAUUUCCCCUUUAGCACUUGGUAGGAAACUUUAAAGGACUUCCUAUUGCCUGAAUAUACAAUAACAGAAAUCUCCUAUUUAUGCCUGUAAGAAAAGCUGUCAAAUUUUCAUACUGUUUUUUUGUGCCUGUCUUUUGAUUGCAGGAAAUGCACUUUUACUGUAUGUGAAAAAUAAGAGGGGGGGGGGGUGAAAGACUGGAAAAGCAUCAGCAACAAACCCCAGGGGAGGAAAAGUUGAGAAGACAGAAAAGAGACUAAAAUCAACCUAUUUUUCUAAUAUUAAAGAUGUGUACAGUUUGAAAUAUCCAAUGGAGAAAACAGACUUCAUAAGGGAAACUGGUGGUAUUAGUGUUUUUGUAAAUCUAAUCAGGGGAAUCUGAUCCCCAGCGCACCUGGACACACAGGGCUUCAAAAAAAGUGCGGCUCUCCUUGCCGGUUCUUUUUGGAGAUGGUGGGGUGGGGGCUAAUGCCACCUCUGGCCUUUAUUUGUUCAUACACACACACACACACACAAACAUGCACACACACACAUCCAAUGGGGCAAAAGCUCAAAGGAGGCAUGGUGAAAAAGAAAGAAGGAAAAGGUUAUAGCGCCUUCAGAAAGUAUUCACACCCUUUGACUUUUUCCACACUUUGUUGUAUUACAAAGUGGGAUUAAAAUUGAUUUAAUUGUAAUUUUUGGAAGGUGGAAGAAUAAAAAAAAACAUUUAUUACAAAUUUAUGAAAAAUUAAAUACUAAUAUCUUGAUUAGGUAAGUAAGUCUCUAAGUGCUUUGCACACCUAGAUUGUACAAUAUUUGGCCAUUAUUCUUUGUAAAAUUCUUCAAGCUCUGUCAAGUUUGUUGUUGAUCAUUGCUAAAAAGCCAUUUUCAAGUCUUGCCAUAGAUUUUCAAGCCAAAUUAAGUCAACACUGUAACUAGGUCACUUAGGAACAUUCAAUGUCGUCUUGGUAAGCAGCUCCAAUGUAGAUUUGGCCUUGUGUGUUAGGUUAUUGUCCUGCUGAAAGGUGAAUGUGUCUGUUGGAAAGCAGACUGAACCAGUUUUUCUUCUAGGAUUCUGCCUGUGCUUAGCUGUACUCCAUUUAUUUUUAUCAUAAAAGUCCUUGCCGAUGACAAACAUACCCAUAACAUGAUGCAGCCACCACCAUGUUUGAAAAUAUGAAGACUGGUACUCAGUGGUGUGUUGUGUUGGAUUUACCCCAAACAUAACGCUUUGUAUUCGGGACAAAAAGUUAAAAUCAGCAAUAGCCUCAUGGUGAAAUCCUUGAGAAGUGUUCUUCCUCUCUUGCAACUGAGUUAGGAAGGACGCCUGAAUCUCUGUAGUGACUGAGUGUAUUGAUACACCAUCCAAAACCUAAUGAAUAACUUCCCCAUGCUCAAAGGGAUAUUAUUAUUUUAUCCAUCUACCAAUCGGUGGCCUUCUUUGAGAGACACUGAAAAACCUCCAUGGUCUUUGUGGUUGUAUCUGUGCUUGAAAUUCACUACUCGAUUGGGGGACCUUACAGAUAAUUUUAUGUGUGAGGUACAGAGAUGAGGUAAUCAUUCAAAAAGAAUG
Oncorhynchus gorbuscha (pink salmon) is the source of this 3969-nucleotide messenger RNA. RefSeq lists its product as uncharacterized. The record is from RefSeq and is a predicted model, not a curated record. Gene Ontology annotation, molecular function: protein binding. Bases 317 to 1468 code for a protein of 383 amino acids. Lineage: Eukaryota; Metazoa; Chordata; Actinopteri; Salmoniformes; Salmonidae. The transcript is spliced from 5 exons.